AUGGACAAUCCUCCUCGUUCCUCCUCAUCAGCUGCGAGGACUGAGAGACACGGACCUCGAUCGAGAUGGUCACGUUUCUUGCUCUCCAAGAACCGGGGCUACAUUCUACUGAUAUCUCCAAUACUCAUUUGCGUCUGCUUUUUAUUUCUGUUUCAAAUGCUGUUGCCUGAUGUUGUAGUGGAGGAGAAGUCAGGAAGUUCAUUGAGAGUCGACGAAACCAUGGAUUAUGGGAAUCUGAUUGGUUUUGAGGAGAUGGAAGGCUUAGAUUUUGGAGAGAGUGUUAGAUUCGAGCCUUCCAAUAUUUUGAAGAAAUUUAAAAAGGAAGACGGAGGGUUGGAUCCGUUCAACAGGAUACAGCAGCGCUUUGAUAUAAGGAAACCACAGCUUGCUUUAGUUUUUGCCGAUUUAUUGGUGGAUCCCCAACAAUUGUUGAUGAUGACUCUGGCGACUGCAUUGCUAGAGAUUGGCUACACAAUUGAGGUUUAUUCUCUCAAAGAUGGUCCUGCACACACUAUUUGGAAAGAGAUAGGAGUUUCAGUCUCUAUUAUUACAAUUAGCCACAAGGAUGUGCCCGUUGUUGAUUGGCUCAACUAUGACGGCAUACUAUUGAACUCUCUGGAGGCCAAGGAUGUCUUUUCAUGUUUUAUGCAGGAGCCUUUAAACUCUAUACCUCUUAUAUGGACUGUCCAUGAAGCAGCUCUUGCUAUUCGUUCAAAACAAUAUGCUUCAGCUUGGCAGAUUGACCUUCUAAAUGACUGGAAAAAUCUUUUCAACCGUGCUACAGUUGUUGUCUUCCCAACCUAUGCCCUGCCGAUGAUCUACUCUGCAUUUGAUGCUGGAAACUAUUACGUCAUUCCUGGUUCUCCAGCCAAAGCAUGGGAAGCAGAGAGUAUGAUGGCAUUUUACAAAGAUGAUCUACGUGCGAAGAUGGGCUAUGGGACUGACGGCUUUGUCAUUGCAGUAGUUGGAAGCGAAUUCUUGUACAGGGGCUUGUGGCUGGAGCAUGCACUUGUUUUACAGUCUUUAUCACCUCUUUGUGCGGUUGACAAUCUAAAUUCAAAUCUCAAAAUCCUUAUUUUAAGUGGGCAUUCAACAAAUAAUUACAGUGCAGCUGUGGAGGCCAUUGCUCUUAAAUUAAAAUAUCCUAGGGGUGCUGUGAAGCACAUAUCUACUGAUGGGGAUGCGGAAGGUGUUCUAAGCAUAGCUGAUAUUGUGGUGUACGGAUCCUUCCUUGAGGAGAAAUCUUUUCCACAAAUUUUGGUGAAAGCCAUGUGCUUUGGGAAACUGGUUAUAGCCCCCGACCUCUCCAUGAUCAAGAAAUACGUUGAUGACAGGGUGAAUGGGUAUCUUUUCCCUAAGGAGAAUAUUAAGGUUCUGCCACAGAUUAUAUUGCGAGCCACCUCGAAAGGAAAAUUAUCUCCUUUAUCUAGCAAUGUGGCUUCUUUGGCUAGAGAAACUGCUAAGAACCUGAUGGUUUCAGAAACUAUUGAUGGUUAUGCUUUGCUACUUCAAAAGGUUCUCAAGCUUCCAUCUGAAGUUUCAUGCCCAAAGGAAGUUAGCGAAAUCCCUUCAAAAUAUAAAAAAGAAUGGAGCUGGCAUCUAGUUAAAGACUUCUUAAAUUCAACUUACGAAAAUAAAAGCUUGAGAAGUUACAGAUUUUUAGAAAAAGUCGAGGAGCAGUGGAACAAUACUCAGAAGGUGAGCUCUGAUUUUACGAAUGCUACCGAUGACUCAUAUUUGUUUGACUUCUGGGCUGAGGAAAGGUACAGUGAAAUGGUAGAUUCUAGAAGAAGAAGGGAAGAAGAAGAGUUAAAAGAUAGAACUGAACAGCCUCAUGAAAAAUGGGAGGACCUGUAUCGAAAGGCCAAAAGGGCUGGUCUGUUGAGGGAUCAAUUGCAUGAAAGGGACGUAGGAGAGCUUGAAAGAGCUGGUCAACCAUUGUGUAUUUAUGAACCAUACUUUGGGGAAGGAACCUGGCCUUUUCUACACCUUAAUUCACUUUAUCGUGGUAUUGGGCUGUCCAGCGAAGGUCGAAGACAGUGGACAGAUGAUAUUGAUGCACCCUCUCGUUUGCUGCUUCUUAACAACCCUUACUAUCGAGAUACACUUGGUGAAUAUGGAGCCUUUUUUGCAAUUGCCAAUCGUGUUGACCAGAUUCACAAACAUGCUUGGAUAGGGUUUCAAUCUUGGAGAACAACCGCAAGACAGGCUUCAUUGUCUAGGAUUGCUGAAAAGUCGCUUUUAGAUUCAAUAGAAUCCGGAAGUCUUGGAGACACACUCUACUUUUGGGUUCGCAUGGACAUGGAUCCAAGAAACCGCUUGCGGCAGGAUUUUUGGUCUUUCUGUGAUGUUAUAAAUGCUGGAAAUUGCAAGUUUGCUUUCUCUGAGACCCUUAAGAAGAUGUAUGGCUUUAAGAAAGACUUGGAUUCUUUACCAUCCAUGCCUGAAGAUGGCGAUACAUGGUCUGUUAUGCAUAGUUGGGUGUUGCCAACCAGGUCAUUCCUAGAAUUCGUUAUGUUUUCAAGAAUGUUUGUGGAUGCGCUGGAUGCUCAGAUGUAUGAUGAUCACUAUCAAACUGGGCGCUGUUACUUGAGUUUAUCCAAGGAUAAACAUUGUUACUCGCGCCUGCUUGAGUUACUUAUCAAUGUGUGGGCAUACCAUAGUGCAAGGGGGAUGGUCUACAUCAAUCCUGUGACCGGCAUGAUGCAAGAACAGCAUACCGUGAACAAUAGAAGGGGUAAAAUGUGGAUCCAAUGGUUCACAUAUUCCACACUCAAGAGCAUGGACGAAGACCUGGCGGAGGAAGCAGAUAGUGAUCACCCCAGGAGGCGAUGGUUGUGGCCUUCAACUGGUGAGGUUGUCUGGCAAGGUGUGCUCGAAAGAGAGAAAGAACAACGUGCUCUACAAAAAGAGAGGAGGAAUCAGCGGAGGAAGGAAAGGAUCUCCAGGAUGAAAGCUAGACGCAAGUAUCCGGUAAUAGGAAGAUAUGUGAAGCCCCCCCCACUAGAGGAUAAGGAAAACUUGAACUCGACAAUGGAUACAAUAAGCCCCCCACUCGAGGAUAAAGAAAACUCGAACUCUACAAUGGAUACAAUAAGCCCCCCACUAGAGGAUAUGGAAAACUCGAACCCUACAAUGGAUACAAUAAAAGCUACUAAAUAGAAACUAAUCUCUUGGAGUCAUCGAGUCAUCUCACCAGUUUGCUAAUUUUUUGAGUGGAAGGAUGAAUGAAUUUGUAUUUUGUUUUGUAA
Molecule: messenger RNA, 3251 nt
Organism: Tripterygium wilfordii
Lineage: Eukaryota; Viridiplantae; Streptophyta; Magnoliopsida; Celastrales; Celastraceae
Exons: 14
Coding region: 1-3162 (1053 amino acids)
Molecular function (GO): glycosyltransferase activity
Source: RefSeq, a predicted model, not a curated record